This is a messenger RNA of Protopolystoma xenopodis, 327 nucleotides long. NCBI's taxonomy places the organism in Eukaryota, Metazoa, Platyhelminthes, Monogenea, Polystomatidea, Polystomatidae. The record is from the annotation of a GenBank genome assembly.
AUCGCCAAGAUGGCUGGUGGUGACAUAGCAAAUAUGAUUCUUGGGAUUCCAUUUUUAACACGACAUUGGUUUUGUGGGACCAUUUUGUUUUCUCUAAUCGGACGUUUUGGCCUAAUUAACCCUGCACUAUUAAUCCUGGUCUGGGAUAAAUUUAUAUAUAAUCUACAAAUAUGGAGACCCAUUAGUGCGCUUUUAUUUUAUCCAGUAACACCACAAACUGGUCUACAUUUCCUUAUCAAUCUCUAUUUUCUUUAUUCGUAUUCCUCUCGCUUGGAAUCUGGUUCGCCUUUUUCUUCACUAAUGCUAUUUAGGAAUGUUUUUCGGUAA